Messenger RNA from Fusarium keratoplasticum, 1446 nucleotides. Its product is annotated as Ubiquitin carboxyl-terminal hydrolase. Gene Ontology annotation, molecular function: cysteine-type deubiquitinase activity. Gene Ontology annotation, biological process: protein deubiquitination; ubiquitin-dependent protein catabolic process. NCBI's taxonomy places the organism in Eukaryota, Fungi, Ascomycota, Sordariomycetes, Hypocreales, Nectriaceae. The transcript has 5 exons. Bases 1 to 1446 code for a protein of 481 amino acids. The record is from RefSeq and is a predicted model, not a curated record. Gene Ontology annotation, cellular component: cytoplasm.
AUGGAGCAUGAGACACAAACUGACAAGCCGCCGCAGUGCAAAGACGCUCAACCAAGUCCCCCUCCUCCGCGUCGGUCUCGGCGUCUUGCCGCGAAGCCUCUAAAGACUGCCGACGCGCCAGGGACGAUGGGCGAACCGAGGCGAAACCCAAAGCGCAAGGCUAGCGAGGCCGCCAACGAGGUGAAUCAUGCCAUCAGCAAGGAAUCUGGACAAUUACUCCUCAAUGAGGCGCUGGCGCCGCUAUCUCAGGAGGACAUCCAAGAGUGGGAGGGGUGGAUAGCCCUCGAGUCGGAGCCGGCCUUUUUCAACAUCAUUCUACGAGAUCUCGGUGUCAAGGACGUCAAGGCGCAAGAGAUUUUCACAAUUGAUCAAGAUUCUCUGGCGCUUCUACCGCAACCAGUAUACGGCUUAAUCUUUCUCUUCCAAUAUGUCCCUGGAUACGAUCAGGUGAACGAAGAGGAGGAUAUAAGUGACAUGUGGUUCGCAAACCAAACAACUGACAAUGCGUGUGCGACCGUCGCCAUGCUGAAUAUCGUCAUGAACGCCGACGGUCUUGAUCUCGGCGACAAGCUGCAAGAUUUCAAGGAAUCGACUAGACACCUCAAUACUGCCCUCCGAGGCCAUCAGCUCAGCAAGAAUACCUUCAUCCGCACCAUCCACAACUCCUUUACCCGUCGCAUGGAUCACCUUAACGCCGAUCUGUGCUUGGAAAACGAGGUUUCCGAGGCCAAGACCACAAAGGCAAGAAAGCGUGCGGCGCCACGGAAAGGGAAGAGAGCGCCCACCAGGAAGAAAAAGGUCAAGUCAGACUAUGGGUUCCAUUUCAUCGCCUACGUUCCUGCAGGCGGAUAUGUCUGGGAACUGGACGGACUUCAAAGUAAACCGAACAGGCUGGAUCCUGUACCUGAAGGUGGCGAUUGGACUACUGUCGCAAGGCCCCAAAUCGAAGGUCGGAUGCUGCAGUACGAAGAGAACCAGCUCUCCUUCAACCUCCUUGCGCUUUGUCGAAGCCCCCUUUCCGCUCACACACAAACUAUUGCACGCGCCGCUGCGUCUCUUCACCAUCUUCACACUCAAAUGCAAUCAGACUCUACCUUUUCAGACCUCACCUCCGCCGAGCCAAAUCCUCUCGACAUUAGAGAUGAGAGCCGCCUUGCCGAGUUCAAUCUCAAGCCGAAGGACAUCACCAACUUGGACAUUCCCGGAGACUUGCGAGCGAAAAUCAAGCAGCCAGACUUCGACACCAGUGCUGCUUAUGAACUGCAUCAGGAACUUGUCGUAGAAGUCAAGGCCGCAAUGGGCGAGUACCGCGCAGAACUGAUGUCCAAAGCGGAUGACGAACAACGCGUCAAGGGCCGCAAGAAAGACUUUGGUCCUGCCCUGCACAAGUGGAUGACCAAACUUGCCGAGAAGGGCGUGUUGGAGGACGUCAUCAAGGCAUCAUGA